This is a messenger RNA of Amphibalanus amphitrite, 1239 nucleotides long. Its product is annotated as flightin-like. The coding region runs from base 119 to 706 and encodes 195 amino acids. The record is from RefSeq and is a predicted model, not a curated record. Lineage: Eukaryota; Metazoa; Arthropoda; Thecostraca; Balanomorpha; Balanidae. The transcript has 4 exons.
ACCGCCGACGCGACGUCACGUCAGCGCCGUCGGCCGGGGCGGCACGGUCAGUUCGUCGCUGGUGGUCGUGGCGGCAGGACCGGUGGCCAACUCACUCACCUCGCCUCACCCACCCAACAUGGCCGACAAGGACGAGAAGAAAAAGAAGAAGAAGAGCAAGAAGAAGGAAGUAGUUGAGGAGGCGCCCCCGCCGGAGCCCGAGCCUGCCGCCCCCGCCCCCGCCCCCGAGCCCGCCGAGGAGGAAUGGCCGCCGAAAAUCUCCGAUGAGCCGGCGGCACCCGCGGAGGGCGAGGCGCCCGCUCCCGCUGACGGUGAGCAGGCCCCCGUCGAGGGUGGCGAGGGUGCCCCUCUGGAAGAGGACCAGCUCGAGCCCAUGCCCAUCGAGAAGAAAAAGUCGCCCUACCCCGUCUUCUGGAACCGGCCCAAGGCCAAGAUGUACGGCAUGAACUUCGACUACGGCGAGAACUAUUACCGCAGCAUGGUCAACUACCUGGAUCACAAGACCCGAUUGGGCGGCGCCGCGGCGCCCCGCGCCGAGUCGUGGGCGGAGCGGGCUCACAAGUCCGCCAGCUCGCGCUACAGCAAACAGGAGGCCGACCUCAGCGAACUGCUCAACACCGUGCGGUCAAACAUCCGGGGCUACGACAUGCACCACAAGGAGUACACCACGCGCGUACAGAGCGCCUACGGCCCCAAGGCGUACUGAGCGCUGACCGGGGUCUCGCAGCGCGGCGGCGCGGCGCUCCGGGUCACGGCGGGCCCGGCGCCGCCCAGCGGCAGCACCCAGAGAGUGUAGUGUGGUGGCGUGCCGCUAGGCGGCGCGGGCGACCGAGCGAGGCCAGCCGCCGCCGCUGCCGCGCCCGUGCCAAGUGAUUCAGGCGAGACGGGAGCCGUCACCGUCCCCUGUGUCGUCUGCCAUUCGUUGUCUGCUGCCAAAAGGUGGAACGUGUCCGCCUUUGACUGUAAUACUGCCACCAUCGAUAGCGUUUUCGGGCUCGCGGUCCGAUGAUGCUCCUUAGACAUCUCCAGGCAGCACCUGCCUACAUAUUGGGGUUGACUGUGGUGCCAUCGCCAAUGAUCAUCAGAAAAAAAAACGUUAAAACGGGAACGAUGUUAAAUUGCAAUUGCGGCUACAAAGGACUACAUCCAUGUCUUUCGUUGUAUACCAGUCAGUCUCGUUUGAAUAAUAAGCACAUAUUUGCGCUGCGUCAGACUGUGCCAAAAUACAACUUUCUGGGA